Molecule: messenger RNA, 1072 nt
Organism: Glossina fuscipes
Lineage: Eukaryota; Metazoa; Arthropoda; Insecta; Diptera; Glossinidae
Product: deubiquitinase OTUD6B
Exons: 1
Coding region: 77-1054 (325 amino acids)
Biological process (GO): protein deubiquitination
Molecular function (GO): cysteine-type deubiquitinase activity
Source: RefSeq, a predicted model, not a curated record
GCAAUUUUAUUAAAAAAGUAAAUUUUAUGUUGAAAGGAAUUUUUUCUAUUUGGUCACAUUUAAACAUUAAAAACUAAUGGACGAUACGGAGAGUGGAAGCACAACGGCCGUAACAGCGAAAUUGGUUAAAAUAUCUUUGGAAGAUGUGCAAUGCCGACAUCGUCGUGAACGUAAGGAUUUACAGGCAAAAAUUCAAGCCCUUAAGAAAAAUACGCCAAAAACAAACAAGAAAAAACGUAAGGAAGUCAUGGAGGAAGUGGCACGUAUGGAAACGGAGUUAGAUCUGAAGCAAGCGGAUGAAAUUAAAGUAGCAGAAGAAUUGCAAUCAGCCAAAUUAGUGGAAAGUCAAAGUAAUGGAGAAAACUUUGAAGUGUUAGAAAGUGACGAGAAGAUGAAGUGCGAGCCUGCCGUGCGUGUAACGAAAGCGCAAAAGAGACGAGAUAAGAAAGCUCGGGAGGCUCGAUUGAGAGAAGAAGAAAUCCUAGCGGCUUCCGAGGAUACGACAUAUACUCCAAAAACAAUUGAAGCUCGAAAAUUACAAUCGAAAUUAAAGAAACGAGACUUGGUUCUUUACAAUAUACCCUCCGAUGGUGAUUGUUUAUACAACGCAAUACGACACCAGCUUAUGCGGCAUGACUUGGGUACGCCCACGGUGCAGCAGUUACGUUAUGAAACUGCAAAUUACAUAUAUAUAAAUAAGGAUAUGCUUUUACCUUAUAUGACCAACUCAGAAACCGGCGAUUUAAUUACUGAUAAUGAAUUUGAAAAAUAUUGCAACGAUGUACGCAGUACUCCAGCUUGGGGUGGACAAAUUGAGUUGAAAGCUCUCUCUUCCGUUCUGAAAGUUCCAAUUGAAAUCAUCCAGGCCGAUGGUUCGCCCACCAUACAAGGUGACGAGUUCACCGGCGAUCCGUUAGUUAUUACAUAUCACCGCCAUAUGUACAGUUUGGGUGAACAUUACAACUCCACAAUUCCGUUAUCCGCAGCUACAACUGACGGUGAUUACCCAAGUGACGACAAUCAAACGAACCCUGCCGAAAGGUAUUUAAACUAAAGUGAAAGUGAAACAAAA